UCAGUUUGUUUGAAUGAAGCCCCAUUUAACCAGUGAAAGCCCCUCUCCUCUCAGCUUGUUACUAUACAUACCAACAUGCAUGGAAAAUAACUGACUCAGCUGUGCUGCUAAUAAAAGACCUCAAAUCCCAAAGUAUUGCUGUGGCAGACUGACCGACUGUCGUGUUGGAGGAGCUCUGCUGAAGAGCGCAGCUACAGCUCCUCAGGACAGGAAUCAAACCAGACUACCUGCAAAGGCCAAGGAAGCAGAGAUGGAGCCAUCAUGGACCACCACCGUUCUCCUGGUGCCCUGUGUGGUUGUGCUAACAGCUGGAUUCUUUUACAUCUAUGGCAUAAUUAUGAGUCUGUUAUCCAAAACAUCAGUACGCAAUAAGGUGGUGGUCAUAACUGAUGCUCUAUCUGGACUGGGAAAAGAAUGUGCAGGUGUGUUUCACAAAGGAGGAGCAAGGCUUAUCCUCUGUGGGAAAAACUGGGAGAAACUUGAGGAGCUUGCAGAUGAUAUGGUGAAUGUUUCUGAUCCCACAGACACCUUCCCCCCUAAGCUGGUGUUAUUGGACUUUGAAGACAUGGACAGCAUGCCUGAAGCCAUCGCAGAAAUCCUGGAGUGUUACGGCUGCUUGGAUAUUCUCAUCUUCAACGGCAGCUUGAAGGUCAAAGCUCCUGCACAGAGUCUUUCUCUGGAGAUGGACAAGCUUCUGAUGGACAACAACUACUUUGGGCCCAUCACACUGGCUAAAGGUGUGCUGCCCUCCAUGAUCUCAAGGAGAAGUGGUCACUUGAUCCUGGUUAACAGCAUCCAAGGGAAAAUAGCAGUACCUUUUCGCACUACAUAUGCAGCCUCUAAACAUGCAGUUCAGGCUUUCUUUGAUUGCCUGAGAGCUGAAGUGGAAGAAUACGGCAUCUCCGUCAGCACCAUCAACCACACCUUCAUCAGCCGCUCCGCUUCUGAAAUGCCAGCUUCCAAAUCCCUUUGGUCAUUGUUGUACACUAAGAAGCCGCUCGGCGUUUCUCCGGACGAGGCGGCCACGGAAAUCGUGAAGACUUUAAACAACAAAAAUAAAGAGGUGCUAAUUGCACCAUCCCUCCCCAAGAUGGCCAUUUAUGCCAGAUCCUUCUUCCCCAACGUGUUCUUCGCUGUGAUGGCUUCCGGUGUGAGGAACUCUGCUGCUGCCGAGCCGAUGUAAAGAUGCUGUCUGACACUUAGAUAUCAUGACAGCUGUAAUACAGCUGUUUUUCUGUAGCAGUGGAACUGUAGUAGUCCAUAGUUUCACCACUGAAAGAAUAUUUUUAAAAAUAUAUUUUACAGGUUAAUACAAAAAUUACAUUAAAAUGUAAAUUAUGAAGAACCUAUUGGAUUUCUAAAAUUGUAAACAAUAAACAUACAAAUAAAUGUUGUAUUGCCUUGAAUUUAUUUUCUAUUUAAAUUAUGUAAUAGUCUUGUUUUUGAGGCAUUUUCUUUGAAAAAAUUUUAGAAGUUUAUUGAUGACAUCAAUAUCACAUAUAAAAAAUUAGAUUCAGCAUUGAUUUCUCAUCUUUGUGAUUCUUGUAAUAUUUAUCAUGGGUUUCUUUAUAAUGGAAACUGUGUUCUUCUGUUCACUUACUGAAAGAUGAAAGCAAUAAUAGUUUAAUGCUUUUAAGUUUUUCCAAGAAUUAUUAUCUGGGCCACAUUAAAGAAUAAAAAAACACACAAAAGGUAAAAACUCAAUGACAGUGAUAUAAUCAGUUAUAAAGGAAUAAUCACAAUUUUGUUAAUAUGGCACAGACAGUGAUAAGAAAGAAGAAAUGUGGAGAGAGACAGAGUUACAGACAAUAACAACCUCAUCACCCCGUCUAGUACAAUUUCACAGACGCCCAGAUUUAAAAUGUUGAAGAAACAGUGUGCAUCAAGCUUCUUUAUCAAAUCA
Melanotaenia boesemani (Boeseman's rainbowfish) is the source of this 1903-nucleotide messenger RNA. RefSeq names its product dehydrogenase/reductase SDR family member 7C-B-like. Gene Ontology annotation, biological process: regulation of release of sequestered calcium ion into cytosol by sarcoplasmic reticulum. The record is from RefSeq and is a predicted model, not a curated record. Gene Ontology annotation, molecular function: all-trans-retinol dehydrogenase (NAD+) activity. The transcript is spliced from 7 exons. The coding region runs from base 251 to 1183 and encodes 310 amino acids. Gene Ontology annotation, cellular component: sarcoplasmic reticulum membrane. NCBI's taxonomy places the organism in Eukaryota, Metazoa, Chordata, Actinopteri, Atheriniformes, Melanotaeniidae.